This is a messenger RNA of Staurois parvus, 286 nucleotides long. The record is from the annotation of a GenBank genome assembly. NCBI's taxonomy places the organism in Eukaryota, Metazoa, Chordata, Amphibia, Anura, Ranidae.
UUAACAUCCAUACUUUAAGCUAGCAGUACCAAUAAGAUAACUUUAUGGGUCUGUUGCUAUAUUUCCACUUUUCUCACAUGUGAACAAGGCCUUGAAUAAAAAAUGCACACAAUAGGACCGAAUGCACAGUGCCACCAUCAACCCCUUGCUGCUCCAGUCCAGGGGCGGACUGACCAUUUGGAAACUCGGGCACUGCCCGAGGGCCCGGGAUGCCCCUGCUACAUUUUUCACAUUUUUUGAGUUUGGGCAAGGACACAGGGGCUCCAUGAUCCCCUAUUGCCCGGGG